AUGGCGCUACCAGUCUUAGUAAAAGACGCAUGUCAUAUGUUCUCCAACUACAUUAAGAAAGUAGCCAUUGUUGGAGCAGGAGGUCACAUGGGAAACGCCAUUGCACAGGAACUUCUCAAGACCGGAAAGCACACUAUUACCGCCAUUACUCGUGCUGGCAAGAACAGUGUGUUUCAUAAUGGCAUUGUCAAAGCCUCAGUUGACUACAAUGACCAAGACUCCCUCAUAUCAGCGCUUAGAGGGCAAGAGUUCUUGAUUAUCACACUUUCUCUGAGCACUACACCGGACACGCACACGAAACUGCUCAAUGCCGCUGCCAAAGCAGGCGUGUCUUACGUGAUGCCUAAUGCUUACAGCAUCUAUGCUCAUAAUGAAGCGAUUCAAAGGGAUAUACCGAUCACGAAUCAAGUCCUGCAAAACAUCGCCGAAGUACAGAAAGCCGGACUGAUUUCGAUUACGCUCAUGAACGGAUUCUGGUAUGAAUGGAGUCUGACCGCCGGUCCCAUCGCCUUCGGCUUCGAUUUGAAAAACCGUGUCGUCACCCUAUACGAUGAUGGAAGAAAAGCCAUCAACAUCUCCACAUGGGUGCAGGCAGUGUGGCCGCGCAGUGGCCUCUUUGCUUAG
This is a messenger RNA of Colletotrichum spaethianum, 624 nucleotides long. RefSeq names its product quinone oxidoreductase PIG3. The transcript has 2 exons. The record is from RefSeq and is a predicted model, not a curated record. Bases 1 to 624 code for a protein of 207 amino acids. NCBI's taxonomy places the organism in Eukaryota, Fungi, Ascomycota, Sordariomycetes, Glomerellales, Glomerellaceae.